Molecule: messenger RNA, 1110 nt
Organism: Didymosphaeria variabile
Lineage: Eukaryota; Fungi; Ascomycota; Dothideomycetes; Pleosporales; Didymosphaeriaceae
Exons: 2
Coding region: 1-1110 (369 amino acids)
Source: RefSeq, a predicted model, not a curated record
AUGGCACGUACCGCAAAUUUCUCAUGGGACACUCUCGGGCCCUUCAUAGUCUGGCAGUUCCUCAUACCCUACGCAGCGUCAUGGCUUCAAACAAUCCUCUACUCGAUCUUCAUCCGCGCUGGCGAACCCAAACCCAUGCCCGGUAGCCCACGCUUCAUGAAGCACCGCCGCCAAAUUCUUAUCGCAACCUACCUUGCCUACUUCGCCUUCACCAUUUAUGAAGUCGACUUCAACCUUCAGAAAUCCAGCAACGCAUACAACGACCUUGGUGUGCCUAUUGACGUUACUGAGAACACAUUGAAUUCCCGCUUCCGAAGACUCGCGCUGAAAUACCAUCCCGAUAAAGUAGCGCCGAAGAAUAGGGAUCGGGCAAAUGAGUUUAUGUCGCAUUUAACGGCUGCGAAAGAUGUUAUAUUGGAUCCGGCCAAGAGGUGGGCCUACGAUCGAUUUGGACCGGAUGGGCUGAGGGCAUGUGCGAAGUGCGUUACGAUUAAGGAAUACACAGACAGCGCGCUGGUCGUAGCGAUGGGCACAUACGGAGCGCUCCUCCUCUUCCUUAUCGGCGCGAACGCCCUCGGAUUUCUCAAGGAUGGCGCGUACUGGCGGUACCUGGCUAUACUGGCUGUGGCCGCAUAUGAUUUUCGCACAGCAAUGCGCCCGGACCAUCCUCUAUUCAUCACCAAGUGGUUGAAUCCGCUAAUGACGGGGUUGAAGCUUCGCCCAGCAUACCUGCCAUUCCAGGUCACAAUCAUCGUGAAAAAAGCGAGCAUUUCCGCAGCGCAGUUUCUCGGUCUCCUCGUCCCUUUAUACCGCGACGACCCACAAAAAUCUGCAAAGGUCACGGACGACUCAGAGGAAUCGAGGCACAAGCAGCUUGACCGGCUGGAUGCUGUAGUACAAGCUGGGAACCAGGAUGUCACGAGGAUCUUGGAGCUGGAGUCUACGAUAUUUAAAGAGAAUGAGAGGGCGAAGGGGGCGCUGAGAGAGGCGAUGAAGACGUACAUGGUGCAGAAUGUGAUUCACCAGGAGCCAGAGGUGAGGAAUGCGAUUGGGCAGAGGAUAGGGAGACGGAGAGCUGGGGCGCCGCAUGGAGCGCAGGGGACAAAGUGA